AUGGAUUUCGCUAAAUACUUUUUUAACACCUCAAACACUUCCUUUUUUAAAUCCAGCAACAGCAAUGAGGCAAAUAAUUCUAAAAUAUAAUAAAACAUUUCGAAUAAAAAUAGUGAUUCUGAGCUAUCUGUUUAGUCUAAAUAGAUUAAAUCUAAUUCAAAAGAUUUAUAGCAAUCUACAGGCAAGUUUAAUGAAACUGCAUUUUUUAAUAAUUAAUCAACGAAUUCAAGUUAAAAUAUUUUCUCAAGUUAAUACAAAGCAAAUAUAAACAAGUAAGGAUAGUAAAAUGCGUUAAAUAAUAUGUAAGUUGGUCCGUUUUAAAUAGGAAAUAACACCAAUGGUUCUAUUUAGAAGGCAAACCAAUAAUAGGAACUAAUAUUUGAUAUAAAAGAAAAUAAAACAUUUUUCCCGUUUUUGAGCUGCUUAAAAUAAAAGAAAGAAAUUUCUGACAAAGAAAACGAUGACCCUAAUAAUAAUGAAAAUAAAAAUAAAUCUCCUUUAAUAAACUAACAAGCCUAAUAAAAUAUAAAAAAAUCUCCCCCUUAUCAUAAUAUUUAUAAAGGAACUUAAGAUCGUAUAUUUAAUCCUUAUGAAUGGAGUAUACAAGAUUUUGAAAUAGGGCGUCCUUUAGGAUCUGGUAAAUUUGGACAUGUCUACUUAGCUCGUGAACGUAAAACUAAAUUUAUAGUUGCGAUAAAAGUUUUAAGCAAAAAGUAGUUAAUCGAUAAUAAUGCAGAAAUAUAAUUUAGAAGAGAAAUUGAAAUACAAUCUCAUUUAAAGCAUGAAAACAUCUUAUAAAUGUAUGGAUUCUUUUGGGAUGAUAAAAAAAUAUACCUAAUAUUAGAAUAUGCUUCUGGAGGAGAGUUAUACAAAGAAUUAAAAUCUCAACCUCUCAGAAGAUUUGAUGAAGUUACAGCUGCAAAAUAUAUAAAAUAGGUAGCAUCUGCUCUAAAGUAUUUACACAGUAAGCAUGUAAUUCAUAGAGACAUAAAACCAGAAAAUUUGCUUAACUGUGAUGGAACAAUAAAAAUUUCAGAUUUUGGAUGGUCAGCACAUGCUCCAAGCAAUAAGAGAAAUACUCUAUGUGGAACUUUAGAUUAUCUGCCUCCUGAAAUGGUUGAACAUUAGAGCCAUGGUAGUCAUGCUGAUUUAUGGUGCUUAGGUAUAUUAACAUAUGAAUUUUGUGUUGGUUCUCCUCCCUUUGAAGAUAGAUAAAAUAAAAAAACAUAUGAAAAAAUAAAAUAAGUUGAUAUUAAAUAUCCAGAUUAUUUAUCAUCAGACGUAGUCGAUUUCAUUUCUCGUCUUUUAACAAAAUAACCUUCAAAAAGAAUGAAUUUAGAAUAAGCUCUUAACCAUAAAUGGGUUAAAAUGUAUAAUGAAAAUUGA
Tetrahymena thermophila SB210 is the source of this 1386-nucleotide messenger RNA. Its product is annotated as plant dual-specificity MAP kinase kinase family domain protein. Gene Ontology annotation, molecular function: ATP binding; protein kinase activity. Gene Ontology annotation, biological process: regulation of cytokinesis; mitotic spindle organization; protein phosphorylation. The record is from RefSeq and is a predicted model, not a curated record. The transcript is spliced from 4 exons. Gene Ontology annotation, cellular component: spindle midzone; spindle pole centrosome; chromosome passenger complex. Lineage: Eukaryota; Ciliophora; Oligohymenophorea; Hymenostomatida; Tetrahymenidae.